AUCACUGCAUGGUCUAGGCACCACGCCAGAGGCUGAAUUCCUGCGAGUCCGUGCAGCUCCCACACGUUUACAGCACUAGGACCCAGAGGGAGCUUCAUUUCUGUGAGUCAGUGCAGCUAGCUGAGCCCUGUGAGCAGUGAAUGAGGCUGGAAAGGCAGAGGGAAUGUGAAUGGCUCUUCUGGCUUGGGAAAGUGUCCACAGACUGGGCUGCUACGGACUACAAACCAGCUCGGACAACCCUCCAGAUCCCCGGUACUGCCGGCAUCCCGUGCCGCUGCUCUGAGGGAAAACAGAGAUGCCAAAAUUCAAUGGUAGUUUUCACAAAGAAGUAUCAACCUGCUCUUGGAAUUCCUGAACUCUCAUAUACAUCUUCACAUGCUUUACAGCCCAGUUACUAACAGUCCAGUAGACUGAAUUGCAAUCAACCUGGAAUCAAGAGAUUCUGCAGGAGAACUGUUUAAAGAAAUAGGGAUUCCCUCCCUAUACUUGUUUUGUUUGGCAUUUGUUUCCCUUAGAGGUGCCUGCAAGCAAGUUUUCAAGACACAGAACCACUGUGGAAUCACAGAAUAAUCAACUCCCAGACUGAGCUACGCAGUCAGACUGGCCCGAUGGCAUGCGGCAGCCAACCCCAACCUGGUAUCUGGAUGAAAUAAACAUCUUGCUGGGGGAGCAGCUUUCUGUGCAGUACACUCUGAGCCCCAACAGAGGUGCAUAUUCUCCAGCUUGAAGGAAGACUAGCACUGGAUCUGCUGUGCAGUGACACUGUGGAGCAUCUUGCUCAUGGCACUCUGACAAAAGGAAGGUGCAUAGCGUAAUGUCCAUGCUGUACUACACUCUGAUCAUAGCUUUUUUGAUCGGCACACAGGCAGCUCCAAAGUCAGAGGACAAUGUUCCACUGGAGUAUCCUGCAGAACACUCCCUGCUCACUACCCAACGGAGUAACAAACACCACAUUCACAAGGCAGCUCCACAGACAUCCCAGGACCACUCUGCUUGGACGAUAAGUAGAAGAGAAGCUAUAAAUAUCACCAUGGACCCCAAGGUUUUUAAGAAGAGGCGAUUCCGGUCCCCUCGGGUGCUGUUCAGCACACAGCCCCCCCCAGUGUCAGGGCAAGGACACAGCAUGGGAUUUCUCAGCAGUGCAGGUGCUGUCAACAGGACUGCCAGGACCAAGAGGACUGCACAUCCCGUGUUACACCGGGGAGAGUUCUCAGUAUGUGACAGUGUCAGCAUGUGGGUUGGGGACAAGACCACAGCCACCGACAUUAAAGGCAAAGAGGUGACAGUGUUGGGAGAAGUCAAUAUUAACAACAAUGUUUUUAAGCAGUACUUUUUUGAGACCAAGUGCAGGGACCCUAAGCCAGUGUCCAGUGGGUGCCGAGGGAUCGAUGCAAAGCACUGGAACUCUUACUGCACCACCACACACACCUUCGUCAAAGCGCUGACCAUGGAGGGCAAACAGGCGGCCUGGAGGUUCAUCCGCAUUGACACCGCCUGUGUGUGUGUGCUCAGCAGGAAGUCAGGGAGACCCUGAGGUGCAUCUAAACCCCCUGAGAACAUCCUCCUACCCCCCCUACCUCAGCCUGUAAAUUAUUUUAAGUUAUAAAGGACUGCAUGGUAUAUUUAUAGUUUAUACAGUACAAAAAAGGAACCUCAUUAUUUAUUAAACUCUUUU
This is a messenger RNA of Melopsittacus undulatus (budgerigar), 1675 nucleotides long. RefSeq names its product nerve growth factor (gene NGF). Gene Ontology annotation, biological process: regulation of neuron differentiation; memory; positive regulation of collateral sprouting. Gene Ontology annotation, molecular function: nerve growth factor receptor binding; growth factor activity. The record is from RefSeq and is a predicted model, not a curated record. Gene Ontology annotation, cellular component: synaptic vesicle; axon; dendrite. NCBI's taxonomy places the organism in Eukaryota, Metazoa, Chordata, Aves, Psittaciformes, Psittaculidae. The transcript is spliced from 6 exons. The coding region runs from base 815 to 1534 and encodes 239 amino acids.